AUGUCUGAACAACCAAAGAAAGCCUGGCGUGACGUAUCCCCGGAGACCGCAGUCAUCAUCAACCGCAAAAAGAAUUGGUACUGUCGCUACGCCGACACUUGUCAGUUUGAGAAGUUUGAUCAGGUCGCACUUCCUGACUGUACAUAUGAAUACCAGUCGGAUGGCGAGCUGCUGACCCAAUCUGGAUUUACAUACCGCUGGGGCAGCACAAAGGAAUUUGCCGACUUCUUCCAAAAGGCGUUUCAGACUCUGCAGACAAUCCACAUGGUUGGACCCGGAGAUUUUGAGCAAAUCAGUGAUGAUGAAGUCCGGGCCACCUUUACCGUAAUCUAUCAUUCAGCUCUCGCAAAGGGCGUCGGCGAGUCCUACGGGGUUACAGGAACUGGCGGUGGACACUACUAUGAAGUUUGGAAGCGCAAGGACAAUGACUGGUUCAUGGCAGACUUGCGUAUGAACAGAAUCUACGAAGGCUAG
Messenger RNA from Pestalotiopsis fici W106-1, 474 nucleotides. RefSeq lists its product as uncharacterized. Lineage: Eukaryota; Fungi; Ascomycota; Sordariomycetes; Amphisphaeriales; Sporocadaceae. The record is from RefSeq and is a predicted model, not a curated record. The transcript has a single exon. The coding region runs from base 1 to 474 and encodes 157 amino acids.